AUGCCAUCCAUCGUCGCUCUUUCCUUUCAUCAAUACGAGGUCAGAGCCAUGGCUGGGGGCACGGGCCAGAAGUUCGCCUACGCCAUCAUCGCCGUCGCUGGUGUCGCGUCUCUGGCUGCGACUAUUCUAUCGUUGGUUUCAAUAUGGCUCCAAACCAAGAACUACCGGAAACCGCUACUCCAGCGAUAUGUCGUGCGGAUACUUGUCAUGGUCCCCAUCUACUCCAUCGCCUCUUGGGUCAGUCUGGUGUCCUUUACAGCAUCGCAGUUUCUCGAUCCGAUAAGAGACAUAUAUGAGGCUUUCACAAUCUACACCUUCUUCCAGCUUCUGAUCAACUACCUGAGCGGCGAACGAGCCCUCAUUAUCAAGACACACGGCCGGGCCCCCGUCAACCAUCUCUGGCCCCUAAAUCAUAUCCUUUCUCGAGUCGACAUCUCCGACCCCUAUACCUUCCUCUCUAUUAAAAGGGGCAUCUUGCAGUAUGCAUGGUUGAAACCAAUCCUUGGUCUGGCAGCAAUCAUUAUGAAAGCUACGGGAGUCUAUCAAGAAGGCUACAUCGGUCUCAGCUCGGGAUAUUUCUGGAGCGGCAUCAUCUACAACAUCAGCGUGACUGUCAGUCUAUACUCCCUAGGCCUGUUCUGGGUGUGCAUGCACGAUGAUCUCAAGCCUUUCCGACCGGUUCCCAAAUUUCUCUGCAUCAAACUCAUCAUCUUCGCGUCCUACUGGCAGGGCUUCUUCCUUUCCAUCCUGGUGUGGCUUGGAGCCAUCGGCAACAACACCUUGGAAGGUUAUUCUCCAGACAACCUGGCGGCCGCCAUCCAAGACGCGCUCAUCUGCAUUGAGAUGCCGAUAUUUGCAGUUGCACAUUGGUAUGCCUUCUCAUGGCACGAUUAUGCUGACAACACGGUCUCCGCUGCCAGACUCCCGGUAUGGUAUGCUGUUCGAGACGCUUUUGGCCCUCGAGACCUCAUUGAAGACUCGAGGGAGACAUUCCGGGGCGACAAAUACAAGUACCGCAUUUUCGAUUCUGGCGACAAGAUCAUGGCUCAUGAGGAGUCAAAAUCAAGGCUAGCCAGGCUCAAGGCUGGCAUGCGAUACGAGCGUGGUGGAAAGGCCAAGUACUGGAUACCAAGCCCGAAUGAGAUCAAUGAGAACACUUCACUUCUACGGAACGGUGAGCCAAGUCGAAGCCGUUCGCGGUCUCGCGCAGGCAAUGGCACAACAGCAGAUGAGCCAUUCCUAGAUGCGGAUGAGGAGCGCGGAUACGAGAACGCGAGGAAGCUUGAGUUUGGGGACUGGAACGUUCUCUUGGACUACACCCCAGCCAAGUUUCGCCCAGCUCCCGCGCCCGACCUCAUCAGUAUCACCAGCAUCUCCUGGACCAAGGGGGCCACCGCCUCCGCGGCCGGAAAGCGCAGAGCUGGUCAAGAGCAAGAAGAAAGGUAA
Messenger RNA from Phaeoacremonium minimum UCRPA7, 1446 nucleotides. Its product is annotated as putative duf300 domain protein. The transcript has 5 exons. Bases 1 to 1446 code for a protein of 481 amino acids. Gene Ontology annotation, biological process: transport. The record is from RefSeq and is a predicted model, not a curated record. Lineage: Eukaryota; Fungi; Ascomycota; Sordariomycetes; Togniniales; Togniniaceae. Gene Ontology annotation, molecular function: transporter activity.